Molecule: messenger RNA, 1761 nt
Organism: Musca domestica (house fly)
Lineage: Eukaryota; Metazoa; Arthropoda; Insecta; Diptera; Muscidae
Exons: 2
Coding region: 57-1178 (373 amino acids)
Source: RefSeq, a predicted model, not a curated record
AAGGUGUGAAAAAAGUGACAGUACACAAUAUCACAAAAAAACCAAACAAAAUAAAGAUGUACGCAAAAUUGUGGAAGCUGCCAGAAGACCACGAAGGACCCCGGCAACACAACAACAAUACAACAACAACAACAAUAGCAACACUACAACAACAAAUUUUUGAGACCCAAAGGCUAAAUCAAAAUAUGGCUGCCUACUUGCCCAAUCAAGACUGCCGUUUAGAUGAUCGCAGCCGCAGUCCCAACCAAUCCGCACGUCCAACAGCGAGAAGUUCUAGCAGACCCAGACGCCCAACCGAACCCAUUCCCAGCAGACCGGCUCAUAGACACCGCAGACUUCCCAGUUCCACAUCGCCAGAAAGACGUCAACGAAGCCGCUCCGCUGCAAGAUCCCGCCAACGCCAAGAACGACCCAGCUAUUGGCAGUAUUCCUGUGGGUUGUGUCAGGAGGACCAUGCCCUAAGUGCUUGCGAGAGGUUUCGCCACCAGACCCCCUUCCAACGCUAUGAGACCGUGGAGCGUAGGGGGUACUGCAGAAAUUGCCUUGCCAGAAGUCAUUUGGCCCCUGACUGUCCGUCGUUGACUGGUUGCAGGAGGUGCAACAAUCGGCAUCAUACGCUGCUACACGGGGCGUCUCAGCUGGAGGAAGUAUCCCUAAACGUGGAAGUUGUAACAACACCAAACUUUGCGUGGGAUUUGGUAUUUGUGCCAACGGCUAUGGUGCGCAUCAAGGCUGACAAAAUAGAGGGGUACAGCAUGCUAAGGGCAUUAAUCAGGCAAUCAGCGACGAUGUCCAAAAUAUCGUAUGCGGCUUUCCGUAGAUUGGGCCUACAAUCGCGGAUUUACAAAGGGCAGCGAUUUACCACCUUUACGGUUUCGCCCCGCCGCACAAACAGCCACUGGAGUCUUAGAGUUAAUGCCUUGAUAAUCGAAGAUUUGCCCAGGCGCAUUUACUCGGACCCAAUCCUCGAGGACCCCACAAGAAGUUUCCGAAAUUGCGCCCUAGCCGACCCUGAUCCCCGAGGCAACAAUCCCGUCGAUGUGGAACUGGGUGCUGACGUUUACUCAGCCAUAAGAAAAGACGAGUGCAAGGAGGCUGGAAUUGGAGAUGUCCUGGCCUAUGAUACCCAGCUGGGUUACGUGUUUGCCGGUCCAAUAAAAAAUAUGCCAAAAAUAUAAGAACAACAUUGUAUUUCAAAAAUGAAUGUAAACACUUGUCAUUCGGGGGCCAGAAAUGUUCAUAAAAGAUGCUAGAUUUUUGCGCAACAGUGUUGUUUGUUACAUUACCGGUGGCUGCAUAAAUAACAUCAUAAAAAAAUGAUGUACGUAUACACACACACAUGCACAUAUAUGCAGCCACCGGUAAAUUCCAAUGCUGAAUUCAAAUAAAUAAGCAUCGUCACCAGCCAAAACAGGUUUGCUGUGACGAUGCAAAUUUGAGUUAGAUCAGUUCUGUCUCGAAUUUGAAAGCGCGUACGCAAGUUUCCCCCCCGAAGUGAACAGUGCCCAAAAACAAAAAAAAAAACCAAAGUGUUAACAAAAAAACAUAAUACAAAAAACAUAAAACAUUGUACAAAAAAUUGAAAAUAAAACAUUGUACAAAAAAAAAAUUGAACAGAUUGAACAAAAAACUACAAAUAAACAAAAAAAUUGUAAACAAAACAUUGUACAAAAAAAAGGAAAUUAAUUGAACAAAAAAACCUAAAUCUAAACAAAAAGUGUAAACGAAACAAAUUGAAUUUAAAGAAUUGAAACAAAAUAA